UGGAACAUGCUCAAACCUUUGGUGAGAUGUUGGAAACCAGUCGAAAAACAGUAAAAUCCAACUGAAUAAAAUAGGACGGCUUCCUCUGCAUCCACACCAAGACUUGUCAAGAAGUAAACUAUGACAAUCUAUCAAUUUUUGUUUCCGUUUUUACUCUGGGUAUGGCUGCCACAUUUCUGUUCUCCAGAGAUGAUAUUUCAAAGAGCUCCUGUGGCCCAGCAAAGAAUCUUAGGGAUGCGUGUGCCUAGGAGUGAUGGCAAAGUUCUGCAUCGCCAGAAACGUGGCUGGAUGUGGAAUCAGUUCUUCUUACUGGAGGAAUAUACAGGAUCUGAUUAUCAGUAUGUCGGCAAGCUUCAUUCAGACCAAGAUAAAGGAGAUGGAUCGCUCAAAUAUAUUUUAUCUGGAGAUGGAGCAGGUACACUUUUUAUUAUUGAUGAAAAAACAGGUGACAUUCAUGCCACAAGAAGAAUUGACAGGGAAGAAAAGGCCUUUUAUACGCUACGUGCACAAGCUAUUAACAGAAGAACUUUGAGACCAGUAGAACCAGAGUCUGAGUUUGUGAUCAAAAUCCAUGAUAUCAAUGACAAUGAACCCACAUUCCCCGAGGAAAUUUAUACAGCUAGUGUUCCUGAAAUGUCUGUUGUAGGUACUUCUGUGGUGCAAGUCACAGCUACAGAUGCCGACGACCCCUCUUACGGGAACAGCGCCAGAAUCAUUUACAGCAUUCUUCAAGGGCAGCCGUAUUUCUCCGUGGAACCUGAAACAGGAAUCAUCAGGACUGCUUUACCAAACAUGAACAGAGAAAACAGGGAGCAAUACCAAGUGGUGAUCCAGGCCAAGGACAUGGGCGGCCAGAUGGGAGGAUUAUCUGGGACCACCACGGUGAACAUCACGUUGACAGAUGUCAAUGACAACCCCCCUCGGUUUCCCCAGAAUACAGUUCAUCUUCGAGUUCUUGAAUCCUCCCCAGUUGGCACAGCCAUUGGAAGUGUAAAAGCAACUGAUGCUGACACUGGGAAAAAUGCUGAAGUAGAAUAUCGAAUUAUAGAUGGUGAUGGGACGGACAUGUUUGACAUCAUGACUGAGAAGGACACACAGGAAGGCAUCAUAACAGUAAAAAAGCCACUUGACUAUGAGAGCCGACGACUUUACACUCUGAAGGUUGAAGCGGAAAACACCCACAUAGACCCACGAUUUUAUUACCUCGGGCCAUUUAAAGAUACCACCAUUGUGAAGAUCUCCAUAGAAGAUGUGGAUGAAGCGCCUGUUUUCAGCAGGUCCUCGUAUCUGUUUGAGGUUCACGAAGAUAUUGAAGUAGGCACGAUCAUUGGGACAGUCAUGGCAAGGGACCCAGAUUCUACCUCGAGCCCUAUUAGAUUUUCCUUAGAUCGCCAUACUGAUCUGGAUCGAAUCUUUAAUAUACAUUCUGGAAAUGGAUCUCUUUAUACGUCAAAACCACUCGACCGUGAAUUAUCUCAAUGGCACAAUCUUACUGUUAUAGCUGCUGAAAUCAACAAUCCCAAAGAGAUGACUCGUGUAGCUGUUUAUGUGAGAAUUCUGGACGUUAAUGAUAACGCCCCUCAAUUUGCUGUGUUCUAUGAUACUUUUGUAUGUGAAAAUGCCAGACCAGGACAGCUAAUACAGACAAUAAGUGCAGUUGACAAAGAUGAUCCUUUAGGAGGACAGAAAUUUUUCUUCAGUUUAGCUGCUGUCAAUCCAAACUUCACAGUGCAAGAUAAUGAAGAUAACACUGCCAGAAUUUUAACGAGAAAAAAUGGAUUCAACAGACAUGAAAUCAGUACCUAUCUCUUGCCUGUGGUGAUAUCAGACAACGAUUACCCGAUUCAGAGCAGCACGGGCACGCUUACCAUCCGCGUGUGCGCAUGUGACAGCCAGGGGAACAUGCAGUCGUGCAGUGCCGAGGCCCUCCUCCUCCCGGCUGGCCUCAGCACGGGGGCCCUGAUUGCUAUUCUCCUCUGCAUCAUUAUUCUUCUGGUGAUCGUAGUGCUGUUUGCAGCUCUGAAAAGGCAGCGCAAGAAGGAGCCCCUGAUCUUGUCCAAGGAGGACAUCCGGGACAACAUCGUGAGCUACAACGACGAGGGCGGGGGCGAGGAGGACACGCAGGCCUUCGACAUCGGCACCCUGCGCAACCCCGCAUCCAUCGAGGAGAAGAAGCUGCGGCGCGACAUCAUCCCCGAGACACUGUUCAUCCCCCGCAGGACUCCCACGGCCCCCGACAACACCGACGUGCGGGACUUCAUCCACGAGCGGCUCAAGGAGCACGACCUGGACCCCACGGCGCCUCCUUACGACUCGCUGGCCACCUACGCCUACGAGGGCAACGAUUCCAUCGCGGAGUCCUUGAGCUCCCUGGAGUCGGGGACCACCGAAGGCGACCAGAACUACGAUUACCUCCGAGAGUGGGGUCCCCGGUUCAAUAAACUGGCCGAAAUGUACGGGGGCGGGGACAGCGACAAGGACUCCUAACCCAGGACCUGUGUCCC
Messenger RNA from Sorex fumeus (smoky shrew), 2504 nucleotides. RefSeq names its product cadherin 10 (gene CDH10). Gene Ontology annotation, cellular component: catenin complex; adherens junction; plasma membrane. Gene Ontology annotation, biological process: calcium-dependent cell-cell adhesion; multicellular organism development; cell morphogenesis. Gene Ontology annotation, molecular function: cadherin binding; calcium ion binding. The transcript has 11 exons. NCBI's taxonomy places the organism in Eukaryota, Metazoa, Chordata, Mammalia, Eulipotyphla, Soricidae. The record is from RefSeq and is a predicted model, not a curated record. The coding region runs from base 121 to 2487 and encodes 788 amino acids.